Molecule: messenger RNA, 644 nt
Organism: Ruditapes philippinarum (Manila clam)
Lineage: Eukaryota; Metazoa; Mollusca; Bivalvia; Venerida; Veneridae
Exons: 3
Coding region: 50-457 (135 amino acids)
Source: RefSeq, a predicted model, not a curated record
UAGGGUUAACGUUCUACAAAGGAUACAAUUAACGGUUUAAACACCAAACAUGACACGUGUGUAUCUUCUAACACAUCUUCUAUGUUUAUGCCUUAUGUGUGAAGUAUUUACUUUGCCCUUUCGUAGCAGAGGAUCUAGGGUUGCUCGCUUUAUCAGCGUUCGUAGACCACCAUGGGUAUUUGUGAAACCAUGGGAUCUCUGGGCAAGGAAGUCAGCACGAUUUGCGGCGGAGGCAUUGCUUGAUCCAGAAUAUUCUAUUUACGUUCAUGUUCUUACGGCAAAGGGACUGAAUCCGAUCUUUGGCAGAUUUGUAUACUAUGAUGUGCUUUUCGUUGUCGAUUAUCUACCAGGAACAAUAACUGAUAAGUUCAUAUGCAGAGCGCAUGUUCACUGGGAAACUCCAAGUGUUGCACAUCUGGAGCCAGGUUCAAUUCCGAAUCGAUGCGAUCCGUAUUGAUAAUUGUCUCGAGAUAUUGAGACUUCUUUGCCCUUUUGCCAAACAGAAAGAACAUUUUUAAUUUAUUUUAAAUCAUUUCAACUUCAUAAUAAAAGUACUUCUUUUUAAAAUUAAAUUGCACGUAAAUUCUACAUUUUUCUCCAAUAAAUAUGUGUAUUACGAACUUUAUAAUUAUAAUUGAACACCA